AGACAGUGCUACUAAGAACUAAAAGUUCCUGUAGCGUUCAGUGGAAUUGAGGUCAAAAUAUACCGUGUGAUGGGUCUUGGCUGCUGACUCAGUCAAAGACUCAGUCGUCAAAGUCACCCACCAGCUCUUCCGCUUUGUGGUGAAGAGACUUGGGGUGGGGGUAAUGGGGGUGGAGGAGGAAGAUGUUUCCUGCGUCUUCCAGCGUCCUCCCCUCUGCAUUGUCACUUCCUCUGAGGUUGAGAAAGAGCAAGCGAGAGAGACAUUGACAAACACACCAAGUUGGAGGAGACAAGAAGAACGAAGGUAGCCAUAUUGGUUCCACUUCGACAUGUCGGCUUAGGUGACUAUGUGGAAGCUCGAGAACACUUCAGCGAUUCUUCAUUUAGGAAGCAGACCGCUGGAUGAGAUUGAAGUUUAGGUUGUUGUAAAGGGCACUGCCUAAAAGAGGAACUCGAUUCUGAGGCCCCAUCUAACUUACUGGGAAGUCUUCUGCGGCGAGGAGGAGCACGUAGGAUGAACUGCGCCAGAGUGCCAUCUCGGUCAGAGGUCAUGGAGUGGAGCCCUCAACAGCUGGCCGAAUACCUGAGGAAGAUGAAUCUGGCCGACUGUGAUAGAACCGUGUUGAAAAACUCCAUCAACGGAAUGCGAUUUGUGAACUUAAGUGAGAAUGACCUGCAAAAAUUCCCCAAACUUCACUCGCCGAUUAUUUCCAAGCUGAGUGCCGACAUUAGCAAGAAGGAGGAAAAACGAUGCCUGUUUGGUAAAAAACCCGUGACCCCUAAAUUUCAUAAACCAGUUCGUGAUGUUAAAGGUUCGGAUGACAAUUAUUCUGAUGGCGACGUCAACGAUUACGAGAGCCCCAACAGCGGUGGCGAGGACAGCAGCCAGAGUGACUACGAGAAACCCAAUGACGACUUGGACGGGGCCGAUGCCGAGCAUUACGAACUUCCCCCAGCGGAGCCCGCGGCGGACUUGGCGCAGAAGCUACGCAGCGCCGUGCACCUGGGAGACAACAACUACAUCGGUGGUAUUGCAGAUAACCGGGACAAAGGCACGUCAUCUCGAGACGCACCGCCUGCCGUCCGCCCCCGCCCACCGGUGGCAUCGCUCCCUGUGCCGUCGCCUCGGGUACCUGUUGAGAGGAGUCGAGAUCACUCUCCCCACUCUUUGAGACGAGCAUCCGAAAAGAGACCGCCGCAGAUCUUUCGUGGCAACAAGCCGGGCCGUAAUUCCUCUCAAAUUCAAGGUUCUAAUGUAACAGAGAGGCCAGGUAUACCCUCUCGAAGGUCCACGCCUCUUGUACCACCUCUUUCUUCCGCGGCCUCCAUCGGCAGGAGCAACUCAUCCGUCAAGCCUCCACCUCCCAGGACUGACGGUAUUCGGGAGCAUGCACAAAAUGAUGCAUCCAAACUCAACACAUUCCCCCUCUUCCAUAAGAUUCCGCCCCACCGGCCGACACCCGCGAGCCGCCAUGGAGACAGUUUGCCUCUUGGCGCCACUUCUGUUGGGUCAUUGCCUCUCAGUGUCUCUUCCGCUCCUGAUGUUGAAGGCUGGGAUGAUGACGAGUUUGAUGAUGAAGAUCCUGAUUAUGAGAAUCCAAACAGCGGUGGCGAUGAGAGCGGCAACAUAACCGAUGACGACGCAGCGGAUGACGACACGGACUGGGCCGACAAUUACGAACCGCCUCCCACGGAGCCCUCUGAGGAGCUAACUCACAAGCUGUUGCCCGCCGUGACCUGCGGAGAAGGCGAUUACAUUGAUAAUAUGCACAACCAUGUGUCCUCCAGAGGCCUGCCGCCAGCAGUGAGUCUUCGCCCACCGGUCUCUACACUUCCACCUCUGUCGCCCCGCUUGGUGAGACUCGUACCGUCCAAUCGAGAUCAUUCACCGCACAGUGCAAGACAACCAGCACCACCGGCGAAGUUGCUUCCGGGGCCACCUCAGAUUUUCCGUGGAAACAAACCAGGCCGAAACACGUCUCCCAUUCCAGGGCCCAACACAGAAGAGAGGCCGCCUGCACAACCCCGAAGGUCUCAGGCGGAUGUCCCUGACCCCCAACCUAGGCCCAAACCUCCCGGGCCUCCUCCUUGUUCCUCGGCCUCCGUUGGCAGGAGCAACUCCUCUGUCAGGCCUCCUCCUCCCAGCAGGUUUAACGGAAUGAGACAGCAAACACACAGCGAUGCACCCAAACACAACACAUUUCCCCUCCAUAAAAACCAGGCGCCGCGGCCACCACGGCCUGGUCGCCAUGGAGACAGUUUACCACCUGGUGCCACUUCUGUUGGCUCGCUCUCUCUUAAUUAUCACCCUGCCCAUGCAGACAACAGAACCAACUUUGCUGGUUCAGAUCGCUUUCAUCCGCUGCCACAAAAACCUUCACCCAAACAGGGAAUGGACCCUCGCUGGUAUGUUGGUAAAGUGACCAGGGGUCAAGCUGAAGGGUAUUUGAAACAAGUCAGCAAGGACGGGGCAUAUUUAGUGCGGGACAGCUCCCACCAGAAGUCCAACCAGCCGUACACACUGAUGGUCCUCUACCACAACAAAGUGUUCAAUAUCCAGAUUCGCCACGAGGACAAGCAGUUCCAACUGGGAACUGGACUCAAGGCCCAGGAGUGCUUCUCCUCAGUGUGUGACAUCAUCAAAUAUCACUCCCAGUGUCAUCUGCUCCUCAUUGAUACCAAAAAGCGCUCCUCGGGCCAGCAGAACCAGUGUCUGCUCUCAGAGCCAGCAGGGAUUUACAUGACUGGACCACAAUGAUCCCACUGAGACCUUUAUAAUCAUGCAGUCAAACACUUUCGACCUAUUUUGGUUUUAACAGGUUCAAUUGCUGUUAAUGUAUUUUUUUUCCUUUCAAUUUGUCACUUCUUUUCAUCCAAGAGUGUGACUUUACAUACCCUCCAUUUAUCUAAAUGCGAACAUGCAAUGAGAAACUCAAUCGGAACACAGGCUGUUCAUUAACACCUAUGUGGAGGUUGUUACCUUUUCACGGCUAUCUGAACACAAACGGUGCAGCAAGACAUUUAGACAUUCAACAGAAGAGUACCCACGUUUAUAUAUUCUUUAUCCUCUACAAGGAGGUGGACACGUGUAUUGUAUGGAUUAGGUACAGUGGGGGAAAAAAGGUAGCAACACAGUGGUCAAAUCAAUCGAAUGAUAAAAAGUGUGACAACAAUGAUCACUUUGUAAAAAUUCUAUCUGAUGACGGUUCUACUGUAUGAUUUUUGCUCAAGUAGCCCACAAUAUUAUGGAGCACUAUGAUUCCUCAAUAAAAUACACGUUAAAACA
Hippocampus zosterae (dwarf seahorse) is the source of this 3285-nucleotide messenger RNA. It is a transcript of the gene lcp2a, whose product is annotated as lymphocyte cytosolic protein 2a. The record is from RefSeq and is a predicted model, not a curated record. Gene Ontology annotation, biological process: cell surface receptor protein tyrosine kinase signaling pathway; intracellular signal transduction. The transcript is spliced from 33 exons. Gene Ontology annotation, molecular function: protein binding. Lineage: Eukaryota; Metazoa; Chordata; Actinopteri; Syngnathiformes; Syngnathidae. The coding region runs from base 514 to 2757 and encodes 747 amino acids.